Molecule: messenger RNA, 2717 nt
Organism: Plectropomus leopardus (leopard coralgrouper)
Lineage: Eukaryota; Metazoa; Chordata; Actinopteri; Perciformes; Serranidae
Gene: dync1i2a
Product: dynein, cytoplasmic 1, intermediate chain 2a
Biological process (GO): transport along microtubule
Cellular component (GO): cytoplasmic dynein complex
Molecular function (GO): dynein heavy chain binding; dynein light chain binding
Source: RefSeq, a predicted model, not a curated record
UUGUGCUGGCAGCCCGUUUGUUUUGGCUGUGCUUUGGUUAUAGGCAUUUGGUGUCAGGUCGAAAACUUGCACUAAGCUGUGGCAUUAUGUCUGACAAAAGUGAGCUGAAAGCAGAGCUUGAAAGAAAGAAGCAACGCUUGGCACAAAUCAGAGAGGAGAAGAAAAGGAAGGAGGAGGAGCGCAAGAAGCAAGCGGCUGACCAACUGAAAGAUGCUGCACAACACCAGGAUGAUUCUGACCUGGAGAAAAAAAGACGCGAGGCUGAGGCUCUUCUACAGAGUAUGGGCAUAACCCCAGAGACUUCUGUUGUCCCUCCUCCCAUCUCUCCCACUACCAAAUCGGCGGGUACACCGAGUGAGGCAGGCAGCCAAGACUCUGAUGGAGCCGUGGGACCCAGGCGUGGAACUCCAAAACUGGGAAUGGCCAAAAUCACACAAGUGGACUUCCCUCCGCGUGAGACUGUGUCCUACACAAAAGAGACGCAGACACCUGUCAUGACUCAGCAAAAAGAAGAAGAGGAAGAAGAGGAAGAAAGUGUGCCACCAGAACCAGUAGUGGAGACUCAGACUGAGAAACUGGCAGAAGAGGACGAGGAAGCACCCCCCCACGAGCUGACAGAGGAGGAAAAACUCCAGAUCCUCCACUCCGAAGAGUUUGUGAAUUUCUUCGACCACAGCACUCGCAUUAUUGAGCGGGCUCUAUCCGAGCACGUGGACCUCUUCUUCGACUACAGCGGUCGUGACCUGGAGGAGAAGGAGGGUGAGAUCCAGGCUGGGGCAAAGCUGUCCCUCAACAGACAGUUCUUGGAUGAGCGCUGGUCCAAGCAUCGUGUCGUCACCUGCCUGGACUGGUCCCCCCAGUAUCCUGAACUCCUGGUUGCCUCGUACAACAACAACGAGGACGCUCCUCACGAGCCAGACGGCGUGGCCUUAGUGUGGAACAUGAAGUACAAGAAGGCCACACCGGAGUACGUCUUCCACUGUCAGUCCGCUGUGAUGUCGGCUGCAUUUGCCAAGUUCCACCCCAAUGUUGUGGUGGGGGGCACAUACUCGGGGCAGAUAGUGCUGUGGGACAACAGGAGCAACAAGAGGACCCCCGUGCAGAGGACCCCCCUGUCAGCAGCUGCACACACGCACCCAGUGUACUGUGUGAAUGUGGUUGGCACCCAGAACGCCCACAAUCUGAUUAGCAUCUCAACUGAUGGCAAGAUCUGCUCCUGGAGUCUGGACAUGCUCUCUCAGCCACAGGACAGCAUGGAGUUGGUGUUCAAGCAGUCCAAAGCUGUAGCUGUCACCUCCAUGUCUUUCCCUCUCGGAGAUGUCAACAAUUUCGUGGUGGGCAGCGAGGACGGCUCCGUCUACAUGUCGUGUCGUCAUGGAAGCAAAGCGGGCAUUAGUGAGAUGUUUGAGGGUCACCACGGGCCCAUCACAGGGAUCCAUUGCCACACGGCUGCAGGGCCUCUGGACUUCUCCCAUCUGUUUGUUACCUCCUCUUUCGACUGGACUGUCAAACUGUGGAGCACCAAGAACAACAAGCCGCUCUACUCAUUUGAGGACAACUCGGAUUACGUGUAUGAUGUUAUGUGGUCUCCCACUCACCCUGCUCUUUUUGCUUGUGUGGACGGAGUCGGCCACCUCGACCUGUGGAACCUCAACAACGACACAGAGGUUCCUACCGCCAGCGUCACAGUGGACGGUAACCCGGCUCUCAACAGGGUCAGAUGGGCUCAUUCUGGCAGAGAAAUCGCUGUGGGAGACUCUGAUGGACGAGUUCUUGUGUACGAUGUUGGAGAGCAAACUGCAGUUCCACGAAAUGACGAGUGGACCCGCUUUGUUCGCACGCUGGCAGAGAUCAACGAGAACAGAGAUGAUGCAGAGGAGCUGGCAGCUCAGCGCCUGGCUGCCUGAUCUACUCGCCACAGACGCAAUGUUAAAGGGACCAGUGGCGCGCUUGUUAUAAAAGUUUUUGAUGGAAGGAAAAGAUGCAAUGACAACAUCAGCAGAGGAUUUCGAUCAGAGAGACAUACGGACAUCUUUUGUUUUCUAACACUUUCUAAUUUGGACAACUCUGCCUUUCUCAGUUAGCUGGACCGUCAGCAGUCUUCCUCGGAGUAACACAAGCGACAGGGCUAUCGACCUCAGACACUAACACAAAGCCAUAUUCACAAAACACAAACGAGUCGUCCUUUCUUCAACCAGAUGCCUUAAACUUUUAGUUUUAAUCUUUGAUUGUACCUGUCGUCAUUUAGCGCAUGUUAACAUAAGCCUUAAUUUUGAGUUUUUCAGUCCAAACACUCAUCGCCGAGCUCCACCUUCAUCAAAGUUGUAGUGAAACAAUCACAUCUUUAAACACUCGGGAAUGUAAACUUCUUAUAACUGUAGAAACAUGUUGUCAUCUCAGCUCCUUUCAGACUUGAUAAAUAUUCACGUCUUUGUAAAAUACUGAAAUGUCCAAAAUCCAGAUGUCUUUCUACUUUCUAUAUUGUUCUAUUCUGCACCGGUUUUCACAUAAUCAGUGUAGCUGGUUAGACUGGAGAUAGGAAUAUCCUCAAUACCUAAGAAGAUGAUCAUGUAUGCUGUAACUGCUGUUGAUGGGAUCUGAACAGACAUCGUUUGCUUCCUGAAGAAUCUCAAACCUGAGAAUGUACUUUUCACACGGUAGAAUCAAACAGUUUAAAUGAUUUAUUUCAAUAAAAUACAAUAAAUACAUUUAAAUUA